Eriocheir sinensis (Chinese mitten crab) is the source of this 1168-nucleotide messenger RNA. RefSeq names its product monocarboxylate transporter 12-like. Lineage: Eukaryota; Metazoa; Arthropoda; Malacostraca; Decapoda; Varunidae. The record is from RefSeq and is a predicted model, not a curated record. The transcript is spliced from 6 exons. The annotation marks the transcript as partial. Gene Ontology annotation, molecular function: monocarboxylic acid transmembrane transporter activity. Gene Ontology annotation, biological process: transmembrane transport.
AUGGUGCUGGGUGCAGAGAAGCCUGGAAAAGGGGAGAGACCAGCACCACACACUGACAAGAGGAUUUACUUGUCCCACAUAUCAUAUGACAACCUCAGCCUCAUCAGGACGGUGUACCGUGACCUCACAAGACCAGAGCUGCUGGAGAAGUGCCUGAAGGGGAGGACACAGAACAUAAAUGAGAGCCUACACGGAAAGAUCUGGAGGAAGGCUUCAAAAGACAAAUUCUGUGGCCUACAUAGGACUGUCUUUGUGUCCCAGGUCACAAUCCUGGAGCAUAUCUUUGGGCACAGUGAAGCCAACCUCCUGACCUCGCUUGGGUUCAAGAGGUCCUCCAACUUCAUAGAUUCUCUUGAGCGGAAGGAAAAGAGGACAAGCUGGGUGGGGUCAAGCAGCCUGGCAGUGUCGAGGGUCACCGCCCCCCUCGUGGUUGCAUUGUGUCGUCGCAAGAGCACCAGACUCACGGCUGUCAUCGGGGGUCUCGUCAUGGCCCUCGCCGUCCUCUUCGCCUCCUUCGCCCUACACCUACACCAGGUAUUUCUCAGCUAUGGCCUGGUGCUGGGUGUGGGCGUGGGCAUGACGCGCGAGGCCGCCAACCUCAUGCUAGGCCAGUACUUCAGGCGGCGGAGGGAGUUCGUCGAGAUCAUCGCCCAGUCCGGCUGCGGUAUCGGCGUCACCCUCUUCUCCGUUUUCUUUAAGGAGGCGAUAAGGUCAGUUGGGUGGCGGCUGGGGCUGCAGGCCGUGACUGGGGUCGUCUUCUCCAGCUUCUUCCUGGGGAUCUUCUAUAGGUCAGCCUCCCUUUACCACCCCCAGCGGCGCGCCAUACUGCACCUCAAGAACCAAAAGAGGAAGCAAGUGAAGGACAAGUAUAAAGUGGACUCCGAGAAGCCUCCAUAUUUUGACCUGACUUGCCUCAAGCUCAGAUCGGUACAAGUCCUCAUCACCACCGCCGCCGUGGCCUCCGUCGGCCUUUACACACCUCUCUUCUACCUCAUACUGGAUGCACAGACGGAGGGGCUAGAGGACUCUGCACUCAUCCUUCUGCAGACGUUCCUUGGGUUUGCUUACGCACUGGGCUGCAUCGGUUUUGGGCUGAUCGUGGUGAGGCAGAGCGCCCAGUGCAUGAUCUCCCGCCAAUACUUGUGUCAGGCCUCCAUGUACGGGCUGG